AUGUCGUCCGGCACGUCAUCCGUGUCCACCAAUUCCAACCCGUUUGCCGAUGCCAACCUUCCCGACGUCAACGACCUCCGCAGGCUCAACAUCCUCGAGCGGGUGCCGGUUCGUCUCUCGCAGGCGGAUUCCUCCUACCACACGUGGAAGACGUAUUUCUCCCUCGUGUUCUGGGAGUAUCAUCUCAUGGACCACGUGGACGGCACCGUCGACUCCAGCCUCGUUCCCGAGUUUCAUGACUGGCCCACCAUCGACACCACGAUCAUCCGCUGGUUUUUCCUCACCAUCACGCCCGACCUCUUCCAGACGGUCGUGAUGGACGGUGAUGAUGCCUGCGCCGUGUGGACCAAGCUGAACGGGCUCUUCACCGAUAACAAGCUCCAGCGUCGCGUCAAUGAUGACCUCCUCCUCAGCACGCUCGCCGCCGGGCUCAACGAGGAUUUCGACAACGCCGCGGGGAACCUCAGCCUCAUCCCCAACCCGUGCUUCGCCAAGUUCGUUGCGUACCUCCGCUUGGAGGAGCGGCGGAUGAAGCAGGUGAAGACGCGCGCCAUCCACACCGCCCUCGCCACCGGCACCACCCGCGGCGGGCCUCCGGCGCCUUCCGCUACCCUGGCACCCCAGCAGCGUCAUCAGGCGCCUUUCCCGGCGCCCAAGCAGCCGGGGCUCCUGCCACUGCCAUAUGGCCCGCCCGCGCCCCCCGCUGAAACGCGCCACGGGGGCCGGCGCGGUGGCCGCCGCGGCGGUCCGCAGCAGCAGCCGCAGCAAGCUGGCCAGCAGCAGCAGCAGUUUCAGGCGCCACAGCAGCUCCAGGUGCCGCCCCCAUGGACCUCCGGCUACAACCCCUGGACCGGUGUUGUCUAUGCGUACACCAUGCCGGUUCCACGGGCUCCUGCACCGACGCUUCCGGUGCCGCGCCCACCGGUGCACCAGGCGUUCUACGCGGCUCCGCAGCCGUACGGAGGAUACCCACCGCCGCAGAUGAGCGGCGCCUACGAUCUCCCUGUGGCCUCGCCGCCGCCCUCGCUGGCCCUGCCGCCGGCACCUUGGGAUCCGGCGCUCCUCGCCGCGCUGCACGUUGCGCCUACGCCGAACAACUACACUGGAGGCGGUGAUUGGUACAUGGACACCGGGGCUACGGCUCACAUGUUUGCUCAUCCUGAUAAUCUUGCCUCCUUCACUCGUGUCACCACCGACCGCCGCAUCAUUGUCGGCGACGGUUCCACACUACCUAUCACACAUGUUGGGCACACUUCUUUUCCUUCUACUUCUAUGCCUAUUACUUUGUCUAACAUAUUUGUGUCACCUCAUCUUAUUAAGAAUCUUGUUUCCGUUCGUUGUUUAACUCGUGAAAAUCCUGUUACUGUUGAAUUUGACGAGCUUGGUUUUUGUGUCAAGGACGCUUGA
Messenger RNA from Aegilops tauschii subsp. strangulata, 1407 nucleotides. RefSeq lists its product as uncharacterized. The record is from RefSeq and is a predicted model, not a curated record. Lineage: Eukaryota; Viridiplantae; Streptophyta; Magnoliopsida; Poales; Poaceae.